Xenopus laevis (African clawed frog) is the source of this 4498-nucleotide messenger RNA. It is a transcript of the gene unc5a.L, whose product is annotated as netrin receptor UNC5A. The coding region runs from base 590 to 3355 and encodes 921 amino acids. The transcript is spliced from 17 exons. NCBI's taxonomy places the organism in Eukaryota, Metazoa, Chordata, Amphibia, Anura, Pipidae. The record is from RefSeq and is a predicted model, not a curated record.
CAAUCUCUUUCUGCAUUAUAUGCGUACCCCCUUCCCCCAUCAAUGACAGACAGCAGCUGGGGUUAGAUUGCCUGCGGCUGCAGCAAUCCUGUUUUCUCCCAUCAGCAUCACAGAAGCUGCCACUUUAACCAGCUGUUGCGUUUCCUCCAAUCCAUUGAAGCAGCUGUGAUCCAGACCGUGUUUUUCCAUUCUGUGUCUGCAUGUUCCUUUCUCUCGCACACUGGCUCAUUCUUCUUUCUCUGCUCUGCAUUGCUGUGGAGCACACAUAAGCCAGUACUGGGGAGUGUGGAGUAGAGAGAGCAGGCAACAGACGGGCAGAAGAAGGGACUGUGUCUGCUCUUUUCUGGCAAAGUGGAACCUGCUGAUGUGUUGACACACAGCCAAGGGCUCACACCUGAAAAACAGCCAAGGGCUCACACCUGGAAAGUCACACCUGGGGUCAGCACCAUACAGAAAGACAGGACACAUAUGGAUCUUUCUGAGAGAGAAGAUUAUUGCCAUGUACUGCGGAAUGGAGGGAUACCCUAAAACCAGCCAGGUUGUGACUUCACAUUCUCACAUUCAGUGACACCUUAACUUCUGCUUUGCAAUGGGCUCAUGGCUGGUGGACUCCAACCUGGACACCAGGAUGGGUACAGCCUGUUUCCUGCUUGUCAGUGGCUUUCUCAGCUUGCAGCUUCCUCCCUCUGGAUGCCAACAAAGUUCGGGGCCAGUGAACCCCUUCCCAAUGCCAAUGCCAGGCUCGGCAGGCUUAGGAGGUCAAGGAGGAGAACUACUGCCACAUUUUCUGAUAGAGCCUGAGAGUGUCUACAUUGUAAAGAAUAAGCCAGUGACUUUGAACUGUAAAGCAACACCAGCCACACAGAUUUACUUCAAGUGCAAUGGGGAGUGGGUGCACCAGACAGACCAUGUCAUCCAACACAGCACAGACCGCAGCACUGGGCUGCCUGUCAUGGAAGUGAGGAUUGAUAUCUCACGUCAGCAGGUGGAGAAGAUCUUUGGCAUGGAUGAAUAUUGGUGCCAUUGUGUAGCCUGGAGCUCUUCUGGUACCUUGAAGAGUCAGAAAGCCUUUGUCCGCAUUGCAUACCUCAGGAAAAAUUUUGAACAAGAACCAUUGUCAAGAGAAGUGUCCCUGGAUCAGGAGGUGACACUGCUUUGUCAGCCCCCCGAAGGGAUUCCUCCUGCAGAGGUUGAAUGGCUGAAGAAUGAAGAGAUUUUGGACCCUGAAGUAGACUCCAACAUUUUAAUUGGUUCAGACAAUAGCCUUCUUCUGAGACAAGCUCGCCUGGGAGAUACUGGGAAUUACACAUGUGUGGCCAAGAAUAUAGUAGCACGAAGAAGAAGUAAUUCGGCUGCCAUCACUGUAUAUGUCAAUGGAGGAUGGUCAUCAUGGGCAGACUGGUCCCCCUGUAGCACCACCUGUGGAAGGGGGUGGCAAAAAAGGAGUCGAAGCUGCACCAAUCCCACACCCCUAAAUGGAGGAUCCUUCUGUGAAGGGCAAAAUAUACAGAAAACUGCCUGUACUACAUUAUGCCCAGUGAGCGGAGGAUGGGCAGAGUGGAGUUACUGGUCUGCUUGUGCGUCAGACUGCACUCACUGGAGAAGCAGAGAAUGUACUCAGCCUGCCCCAAGGAACGGGGGCCCACAGUGCCAGGGACAAGACACAGAGACCCGCAACUGCACCAGCGAACUCUGCAUUAACACCCUAAUCAUGCCUUUCAACACUGUAAAGUCAAACAUAGCUGUAGGUGCCCCAGAGGAUGUGGCUCUGUACGUUGGCGUCGUUGCAGUGGCUGUGUUUGUAGUUCUACUGCUGGCAGUGAUACUGGUGUGUUGGCGCAGGAAGGAAGGACUGGAUGCCGACGUGGCAGAUUCUUCCAUCCUCACAGCUGCCUUUCAGCCCGUCAGUCUCAAACCCGGAAAAGCAGGUCAGGCUCAUUUAUUGACAAUUCAGCCUGAUCUCAGCACAGCCACCAUGACCUAUCAGGGAUCCCUGUGCCUUCGACAGGAUGGUGGCAACAAGUUCCAGCUUACCAAUGGACACCUCCUAUCCCCUAUGGGCCCUGGGAUACCAAGGGAGCACAGCCACACUUUACCCCACCUCUCCACGCAGAGCUACUACCGCACGCUGCCCCGUGGAAGCAACAAUAUGGCAUACGGCACAUUUAAUUUUCUUGGUGGACGUUUGAGAAUCCCAAAUACAGGCCUAAGUCUGCUCAUACCUCCCGAUGCAAUUCCCCGGGGAAAGAUCUAUGAAAUCUACCUUACCUUGCACAAACAAGAGGAUGUGAGGUUACCUCUAGCUGGCUGCCAGACACUCUUGGGCCCCAUCAUUAGCUGUGGCCCCCCUGGAGUCCUACUCACCCAGCCUGUCAUCCUGGUAAUGGAUCACUGUGUGGAACCCAGCCUGGAGAACUGGACUGUGCGUCUGAAGAAGCAGUCAUGUGAAGGAAGCUGGGAGGAUGUCUUGCAGCUUGAUGGAGGAAGCCCAUCACACUUCUAUUAUUGUCACAUGGAAUCCUGCAGAUGUUACCUAUUCACUGAACAGCUGGGACGCUUUGCUCUGGUAGGAGAGUCGCUCAGCAUGUCGGCCACAAAGCGCCUGAAACUGCUGCUCUUUGCCCCACCUUGCUGCACAACUCUGGAGUACAGCAUGAGAGUGUAUUGCAUCAACGACACACAGGAUGCCAUAAAGGAAGUAAUCCAUCAUGAAAAGCAGCAGGGAGGGAAACUGAUGGACGAGCCACGCCUGUUGCAUUUUAAAGACAGUUACCACAACCUACGCCUUUCUGUACAUGAUAUGCACAGCACUGAGUGGAAAAGCAAACUCCUGGCCAGCUACCAGGAAAUCCCAUUCUAUCAUAUCUGGAACGGGUUGCAUCAGAACCUUCACUGCACCUUCACACUGGAGCGCUUCAGUCUCAGCACUUGGGAGCUCUCCUGCAGGAUCUGGAUGUGGCAAGUGGAAGGAGAUGGCCAAAGCUUCAAUAUCAAUGUCAACCUUAGUAAGGAACAUCGGCCGUCAGAAAUCAUCUUGGAAGAAGGAGAGAAAGAAGCGGCAGCAUUGGUGGGACCCAGCGCUUUCAAGAUUCCCUUUCUGAUGCGGCAAAAGAUAAUAACAAGCUUAGAUGAACCGUCCUCUCAUGGCGCAGACUGGAGAAUAUUAGCCCAGAAACUAAAUCUGGACAGCCAUUUGGGUUUCUUCAUUUCCAAGUCAAGCCCAACUGCCAUCCUGCUGAACUUUUGGGAGGCCCAGAACUUUCCAAAUGGAAACCUGACCCAACUUGCAGCUCUUGUAGCGGAUAUUGGCAAGCAAGACUCUCUCUUAUACAUGAUGUCAGAAGCUGAAUGCUGAAGGUGCAUUUAUCACCCAUUCUUUCCCAGCAGGUCCCAUGUCCAGCCUCUUUCUUGGCCAGGGACCACAUUUACCACUAAAAGGCUUAGGCAUGUGGACUCUAUACCUUAGGAUGUCCCCACCUCAGCAGGAGGAAGGGGCACCGGACAUCUAGAAUGAUGUUCUCAUAUGUUUGUUAAUGUCUGAAUCCCUAAACAAAUUAAAGGAUUAAUGAGACAUUAAGCUCCUUUAUGCAGAGCCAGAUCUUCGGGGAGCAAGACAUGUUUUGUAUGCAACCAAAUAAGUGAAAUCAGUAAUGAUGCUCAACCUUAAAGCAAGGCAAGGGAGUGUGCUCAUAAUGUCACACCUGCAAUUCAAAGCCUUUGUCUCUAUAUGAUCUACAUGACAUUACAGCCUUUUGGAAGAAAUUAAUCAAGCCUCCAGCAAUUGUACAUUGCAUCCCUUUUGUGCAGGCAGCGGCCAAUUUAUACUCUUUGUGCUCCAGGAUUAAAUCAAUACACAUUGCUGGUUUUCAGCAUCCAAACAGAAAAAAAGAAAAAUGCCCUCAAAUAUACUUGUCGUUCCAAAUCAAAUGUCUUGUUUGCUGCCUUGUCAAGUGAAGGUGAGACAGUGCCACCCAGUGUUUGUGCUGUUCAUUUGUAACCAACACCCAUAAACCAAGUUAGUGAAGAAAGAUGCAUUGUAGUUCAACUGUAACCCAUUGGAACAUAUCACCUAACUUAAUAGCCAUAAGGACAUGGAAGGGCAAGUGCGCUGUCACUUUUUACUUUACCAUAUAUCAAGGGAUAUAUAUAUAUAUAAUAUAUAGAUAUAAAAAGUUUUAAACGCCACAUUUUAUUGGCCCUUUCACUCCCUAAAGCCAGCUGUAUAUGCAAAUAAGGACCACUCCCUGCUCUAGGAGUGAGCGAAUGAGUGCGCGUGAUUGUGAAGGUGUGCGCACAAGUGUUUUCUUAAUUUGAGACCAAGACCAAUUAUUUGAGAUAUUAAAACCGUGUGUAAUAACCAGUGUUUUUUUCUACAUUCUGUAUUAAAGUGCAUUCAAGUAUUUACACUUGGCCUUAUGUAUAUAUUCUGUUCAUUCCGCUGAAGGUGUAUAGUACUUUUAGGUGACUUGAAUGUAAAUAAAUUAUAUAUAUUGCUAAA